AUUGGCGGUUUAAAAUUGGAAGACAGCAGAGUUUGUGUUGUAGUUGUCUAUUUUGAUCACACACUUGUCUAAAUGUUAUUUCUGUUUAUUAAGGCUCACUAAGUGGUUAUUUUGCUCUACCGUAGUAAUAAUUUUUUGUUUCAUCGGGACUUACACGUGUUCCUAACAUGCAAGUGAUUGCUCAACGCCUGCAUAAGCGAUGCAGUUCAGGAGACAUGUAUAAGCAUAUGUAUUGGUGAAGUUGAAGUCAGUUGGAGAUACUAUGGAAGUCGGAAUCCGAGUUGUUAGAGGCCCAGAUUGGAAGUGGGGCAAUCAAGAUGAAGGCGAGGGUCACAUUGGCACCGUAGUGGAAAUUGGAAGAUCAGGUAGCACAACCUCCCCUGAUAAGACUGUAGUUGUUCAGUGGGAUGGAGGCAUGCGCACCAAUUAUCGGGUUGGUUACCAAGGAUCAUUUGAUUUACGGAUCAUUGACAAUGCCCCAGCGGGUGUGAAGCAUCCAAACAUUGUUUGUGAUGGUUGUAAUCAGCGCGGAAUAAUGGGUAUUCACUGGAAGUGUGAAAACUGUCCAGAUUAUGACUUGUGCACUGAAUGUUAUAUGACCGACACACAUGACUCCUCUCACAUGUUUCAAAGAUUUGAAACAGCUUCUUCUAUUGGUGUUCUUGUGGGACCAAGAAGAGGAGAGACUAAGGUUCCUUUAAAAGGAAUUUUCAUAGGUGCUAAAGUUGUUAGAGGACAUGAUUGGGAUUGGGGAAACCAGGAUGGUGGAGAAGGUAAAACUGGAAGGGUAACUGACAUAAGAGGCUGGGACAAUGAAUCAGGGAGAUCCGUAGCAAAUGUUACUUGGACAUCAGGUUCGACCAAUGUCUACCGCUUAGGACACAAAGGUAAAGUUGACUUAAGAUGCAUAGAACCAGCAUCCGGAGGCUACUAUUACCGAGAACAUCUACCUAUCUUAGGACAAGGCCUUGAGCAUGUUUUGGUUGGAGCAUUAGCUAACAGGCUGUUAGGAACCCCCUCUCUCACAUUCAGUGUCGGAGAUAAAGUUAAAGUUAACAAAGAUGUUGAAACGUUAAAAACAAUGCAGGAAGGACAUGGUGGAUGGAACCCAAGAAUGGCUCAAUAUAUUGGUAAAGUGGGCACAGUACACAGAGUCACAGACAGAGGAGACAUAAGAGUCCAGUAUGAGGGGUGCAAUCAUCGAUGGACUUUUAAUCCUUCAGCUUUAACUAAACGAAACUGUUUCUCUGUGGGAGACUUUGUUCGAGUUAUUCAUGAUACAGAUAAAGUCAAAGAGUACCAAAAAGGACAUGGAGAAUGGAUUGAAGUCAUGAAUAGUGCUUUAGGUAAAGUAGGUAAAGUGGUAAAGAUAUACUCUGAUGGUGAUCUGAGGGUUUCUAUAGCGGGACAAACAUGGACUCUGAACCCAUUGAGUGUUCAAUUAGUUCCCCAGACAUCAAUAGAUCAGGAUAAUACCAAUAUUGAGUUAUCAAGGGAGGACCAUGCGAAUCCUUUAACAUCCCUUCUCUCAACUCUAAAAGAUUCCACUGGUGAGGAUGAUGGUGUUCUUGAUGUUGUUAGAGAGGCAGCUCAGGGACAUCUAGAAACUGUCCGUGACUUCUUACUAAAACAUCCUGAAAAGGUUGAUUGCAAGUCAAAGUGUCGAACAUGUUUACAAGUAGCUUCUCAUCAAGGCCAUGCUGAAAUGGUACAGCUUUUGCUCUCUCUUGGAGCUUCAUUAUCACUUGCUGAUGAUGAUGGUGAUACUGCUAUACAUUACUCAGCUUUUGGCAACCAACCUGACAUAAUGGAUUUGCUUUUAAAAGCUGGGGCAGAUCGUAAUGUUACAAACAAGGGAUCAUGCACUGCAUUGCACGUAGCUGUUAACAAACAGCAUGUGCAUUGUGUGCGUGUCUUACUGCGAUGGAAGUGUAAUGUCAAUGUUCAGGAUUCUUAUGGAGAUACUGCUCUUCAUGAUGCUAUUGGCAAGGAAAACUUAGAUAUCACAGAUAUGCUUUGUAGUGUGCCUGGACUUGAUUUCACUGUAAGAAAUAAUCGUGGCUUCAAUGUACUGCAUCAUGCAGCUCUUAAAGGAAACAGUUUGGCAACUGAAAAAUUAUUGCUGCGGUCAAGACAACUUGUUGAUGUAAAGAAAGAUGAUGGAUUUGCUGCUCUUCAUUUAGCUUGCUUAAAUGGUCAUAGAGCAGUUGCUGAAACUCUCCUCGUUCAAGGACAGGCAGAAGUCGAUCUAAGAAACAAUAGACGCCAAACACCAUUGAUUUUGGCGGUUUCUCAGGGGCAUUGCUCUUUGGUAGAAUUGUGUGUAUCAUUGAGAGCAGAUAUUCAUGCAGAGGAUGAAGAUGGUGAUACUGCCCUUCAUUUGGCUCUUAUGAAACGAGGAAGCAUUGUUGUCUCUGAUGUGAAUGAAUUAGAAGCUCCUACUAUUUUUGGGAUUUAUUCUAUGCUGGUUGGUGGUGGCCGAGCUGCAGUGCAGCAUCCAGUGGCUAUAGCAAUUGCAUGUUAUUUAAUUCAAGAAGGAUGCUCUCUUGAAAAGAAAAAUAACAAAGGAAAAACUCCACUUGAUUUAAUAUCGGAUUUAUCCUUACAAGACAUCAUGAAGAAAUAUGUCACUCAAAGAAGUUUUUCUUCUGAACCAGGUGCCUCUGGUAGUGGUGAGAGAGCAUCUCCUCUGUUUCAAGUUGAUCUUUCUGGAAAUUACCCAUCUCAGUUGAGUGCAAUUCCUAGUGGUUCAUCAGAGCCUGAAAGUGAUCAGAAACUUUUGUCCACUCCCUCAAGAAGUCAACGACAAAGCAGAGCUAGCGCUAGUUGUCACUCAAAUCCAUCAACAUCAAUAGAGAUGGAUGCUGGAGAAAGACCUAUUCCUGUGGAAUGUAUUGUUUGUUCAGAGUUAGCUGAUCAGAAUGUUAAGUUUGAACCAUGUAUGCAUCGGAUAGCCUGUGAAGACUGUUCAUCCAGGAUGAAAAAAUGUUUGAAAUGUGGUCAAAAUAUCACUAGACGUUUAACUCAAGAUGGACGAAUAAUUGCAUGCAAGUCUCGGCAGCCGAGUGCAGAGCGCUUGAGAUACCUGGAAAGCAAGAUCGCUGAAAUUGAAGAAGCUCAUUGCUGCUCAAUUUGUAUGGAACGACGACGGAAUGUAGUUUUCCUUUGUGGACAUAGCGCCUGUGACAAAUGCUCUCACACGCUCAAAAUCUGUCACAUGUGCAGAAAAACAAUUACCAAGAAGAUAAAUAUUUACUGACAUAUGAUCAACAUAGAGCAAUGGCUUCCAUAAAGAACUUGGUAGCCAUAAUAAUUGCCCCUUAAGUCUGAAGGCUACAUUUCAUUUAAUUUAUUUUUAGUCCCUAUUCUUACUUGGUUGGUUUCUUUACUUGUGCAUCUGUUCUUCCUCGCACCAUUUUUUACCAGUUUUACAGUAUUAACUUUAUUUUUGGUACCUUCAUCAUCCUUUCUGUAUUAGCUAAUAUCUGUAUAUGGUGGGUAAGGAUGUUAUGUGCCAAAAUGGUUGCCUGAUCAUGGUAAAUGCAUCCCACAUUCUAUGGGGGGCAAGUACAAGUAGAUAGCAAUGUGAUGAAAAUAUGUUUCAUACUGACCGACCCAUUCUUGCUUUGUCUGGUUUGAAAGUUCUGCUUUGAUUAUCAAGAAAAAAUAUUGCUGUUCAUCAUCUUCAUGUAUUAUGCAUAUUACAUGAACCACUGACUUAUUUCUUUGAAUGGCAACUGUCAAUUUAAAUUUUAAGGAGUACAUGUCUAUGUACUUUAUUAUUGGUGUAAUCAAGUCAUUUCUAUUUUAUUCCUGCAUUUUUAUUUUUGUCUGUUCGUGCUAGUACGGUACAUUUUACGUUUUUGAAAUCUCAGAUUUAUUGGUACAUUUGUUUUAAAUACUUGUAACAUGUGGCGUGUCUGGGUAUUAAACUUGACUGACACCAACACCAUCAAUCGAAUUGAUACUUGCUUUAAUUUUAGCUAAAAUUGCUAUUUUUAAAUAUUAUUUGCAAUCUUUAGAGGAUUUUUAAUGUGUAAUAUUGCGGCGUUCAUGGUAGCCAAUUUAUAAACUUCUAUAAAUACUGUAUAUUUUGCCUUUGCUGCUUCAUUGCCUAUUGAGUAUGGUACUCAUUAAAAUUUGUUCUUAACUUUGUUAAUGAGCAAGUUCCUUUGAUUGAGGUAUAGUAUUCUGUGAUAAAAAGUGUCUAGAAAUAGUUACUUUGUCCUUUUUUAAUACAUAUGCAUCUUGUGUGUAGUUUUCGUUUUGUGGGCCCCAUUGUGAUUUAAUUUCUGGGCUGAUAAGUACGAAGAAAUUAAUUUUCCAGUAAGCAUCAAGAAAAUAUGAUUUGGAGUCAAGUGGAUGGGAACAUUCUAGUCUACUGAUGCAAACAAGGCCUCACAUAAGCUAUUUUGUGAAUAUCUAUGUUGUGGGCCAACAAUUGUUCCUAGCAUUUGUUCUUGGAAAAUAGGUCAAUAAAUUGAUUAGACCUAGUUGUGAGCUCACUAGUCUUCCUUUGAUCUGAAUAAAGAAAUGUAUCACUUGA
Molecule: messenger RNA, 4546 nt
Organism: Frankliniella occidentalis (western flower thrips)
Lineage: Eukaryota; Metazoa; Arthropoda; Insecta; Thysanoptera; Thripidae
Gene: mib2
Product: E3 ubiquitin-protein ligase MIB2
Exons: 17
Coding region: 263-3259 (998 amino acids)
Biological process (GO): protein ubiquitination
Cellular component (GO): cytoplasm
Molecular function (GO): protein binding; ubiquitin-protein transferase activity; zinc ion binding
Source: RefSeq, a predicted model, not a curated record